This is a messenger RNA of Lottia gigantea (owl limpet), 2724 nucleotides long. RefSeq lists its product as hypothetical. Bases 118 to 2373 code for a protein of 751 amino acids. NCBI's taxonomy places the organism in Eukaryota, Metazoa, Mollusca, Gastropoda, Lottiidae. Gene Ontology annotation, molecular function: carbohydrate binding; hydrolase activity, hydrolyzing O-glycosyl compounds. The record is from RefSeq and is a predicted model, not a curated record. The transcript has 10 exons. Gene Ontology annotation, biological process: carbohydrate metabolic process.
GGUGACGAUUGGUCUUUUUUAAAAAAUCUUUUUCCUUAUUUGUCAGCUGAUUAAGUUAUCUGGAGAUUGGAUUCUUUGCGAGGAACGACGAGGAACGACGAGGAGGUGUGAAAAACGAUGGGUUGGAUGACUGAAACCUCCCUCAGAGUAAUCCUUAUUGCUCUAGCUGUGUGCUGUGGCUCUGCCUCUUGUAAAGGAUAUAAAUUCGCAGACCGGGGAAAUGGGAGUUUUACUGUUUCUGUUGGCGGUGUUAAGAUAAUAGAUCAUACAAAUGACAAACCGUUCCUGUAUCUUGGACGAGGUUCCACCAAAUUCCUGGAAUAUCGAGGAAACUUCAACAUUAAAGACUACACGCUGGAACGAAUUGGUCUGAAACUCAUUAAGAGAACGUCUACCGCCAAUGGCGAUCAGCUGAUCAUGGUCUACAACUACAACGCUGAAAACAUCACAGUAAACCUUGGGUCAAAAGAAGGUCAUCCACUAACUGUAGACAUCAGUGAUCUGGGAGACCAGUAUGAUCGACUCUGGGUUCGAAUCGCAGCUCAACCUAGUGAUGCUAUUUAUGGUGGUGGUGAACAAUAUUCUUACCUUAAUCUCAGAGGUCGACAGUAUCCUAUCUGGACUAGGGAACAGGGUGUUGGAAGAAAUAAGAGCACGCUGGUAACAUUCCAAGCAGACGUGAUGGAACGGAGUGGAGGGGACUACCAUACCACAUACUUUCCCCAACCGACCUUCUACAGCAGCCAGAAAUACUACUUUCAUCAUGGCGGCUCUAAUUACGCCAUCUUGGAUUUCGGUCAUCAAGAUUUCCACGAGGUCUUCAUCAUGGGAAAACCUGGAAGGCUGUAUGUUAACACUGGAAAAACAUUUAAUGAUCUCGUUACCAAGCUGACGGGGUUUCUGGGAAGGAUGCCACCACUUCCGGAUUGGAUUUAUGAUGGCGCCAUUAUUGGAAUUCAAGGCGGCACCAAGAAGAUGUUGGAGUAUAUAGACUAUUGUGACCAGUACGACAUCAAACUAUCAGGAGUUUGGAUCCAGGAUUGGGCUGGUACCAUUCAGACCGGCUUUGGUAAAAGAAUAUUCUGGAACUGGCGCUGGAAUGCAACUACGUAUCCAGAUUUGAACAGUACCAUUCCGACACUCAAGGAGCGAGGUAUUCGAGUACUCGGUUACAUCAACCCCAACCUCAAUAAAGAGGGCGAUCUUUUCGCUAUCGGUGAUCAGAAAGGAUAUUUCUUUAAAAAUGCAACUGGACAAACUUAUCUACAAGAUUUUGGAGAAUUUGAAUGUGGAACUGUAGACUUGACUAAUCCAGACGCUUAUCAGUGGUACAAAAAUGAGGUGGUAAAGAAAUACUCCAUAGAUUUAGGACUGGGGGGUUGGAUGGCUGAUUUCGGAGAAUAUCUACCAGUUGAUGUCCAUGCCUUCAGUGGAGAAGCGGCUACAAUUGUCCACAAUAAAUACCCCGUCCUGUGGGCCAAGCUAAACCGAGAAGCUGUGGAGGAAUCUGGUAACCUGGGAGAGGUGGUGUUUUGGAUGAGAGCUGGAUACUCGGGAACCGGAAAUUACACGACGUUAAUGUGGGCAGGAGACCAAAAUGUGGACUUUUCUUACGGUGAUGGCUUAGCCUCUACUAUACCCGCUAGUUUUAAUAUGGGGCUCAGUGGGGCCGGUAUAACACAUUUUGAUAUCGGCGGUUACACGACGUUUGCACCACUUAUGGUCCGAACGGAGGAGUUACUGCUACGAUCUGCGGAAGCUGCUGUCUUUGGUCCAGUUUUUAGAUCACAUGAAGGGAACCAGCCGGCAGCAAACAAACAGUUCUACUCGAGUCCUGGGAUCUCCAUGAAGUUUUCUCGAUUGACAGAGAUGUUCACCCUUCUAAAGAACUACUCCCAACAUGUAGUCAACAUUACAACUGAAACUGGUAUCCCAGCACAAAGACCGUUAUUCAUGCAAUACGAAAACGACGUCGGAUCUCAGGACGUCGCUUACGAGUACAUGUACGGUGACGACGUUCUCGUAGCUCCUGUUAUAUCGGCUGGAAAGAGCUCAUGGAAUGUUCAUUUACCUAAAGAUCCUGAUGCGACAUCUAAAUGGGUACAUCUCUGGUCCAAGGAGGAAUAUGAUGGCGCGCAAGACAUCACCGUGGAAGCCCCAAUCGGGCAACCACCAGUAUUUUACAAAUCAACGUCUAAAUUUUCAAAAACAUUUGAGGCCAUAGGUAACAUGCCUUUGGUCGUGGUGCCCACCACGCAGCCGCCUCAAACGGAACCUAAUACGACUCCGUCAUCAACCAUGUCUGUGCUAACUUCCGUUACGUUACUGACUAUAUCCGCUUCAUUCCUUGCUAUCUUGUCAUCAUUGGUGUAGAAUUUUAUAUAAACGACACUUCGCCUCAAGUCACUUCGCCCCGGUGCUAGCACCAAGGGAUGAAUUGUCUUUCUUAAAUGAAAUAUUGGGAUGAGAUUCGGAUGAAAGAGUGAUAUAUUAUCAUAGAAGAUGUGCGAAAGUUGAAUGACAACUAAAAAUGAACUUUUUUAUUAGUCAUAUCAUGUAACAUUAAAGGGAUUUUGAAGGGAUUUUCUAACAUUUAUGUGUAAAUGGAUUAGGGACUCUGACGUCAGGCAUCUGUGAUUCCCGCCAUUCAUUAACAAUUUACUAAACCUCUUAACAUUUUCUUUAAGUAUGUUUUGUUAUAAAUGAAUAAUUUGUAAACUUUGA